AAAUAAAUAAAUUCCUGGGAAAAUGUUGGGUGACGGAGAGAGAGCGAACACGAUCUUCGGCAGGGCAAGAGAAGGGCGACAAGCCAACCCCCGCCCCACUUCGCAAUCUCUGGCGGAACGUACGAUUUCUUCAGGAGGCCGGUAGUUGGGAGCAGGUUUAGAUACUGAUCAUGGCGUGCAAGGGAUUCUGGGAAUGUUUGCUAAAGCUUUUGAAUUUUGUAUUGACGGUUACUGGUUUAGCAAUGGUGGGAUAUGGGAUUUACUUGCUGGUAGAGUGGAAUAAAAUUGCCGCUGGUGGCGGCGGUGACGACGCGGCUCCGCCGGCGAGCAACGAUUUGGAAUUCUUGAAGCUUGGGCGGCCUAUGCUUGUUGCUGUGUCCUUUUCAUCCAGUUUUCUUGACUAUCUCCCAAAAGCUUGGUUUAUUUAUUUGUUUAUUGGCAUUGGAGCUGUUGUUUUUGUCAUAUCAUGCUUUGGCUGCAUAGGAGCAGUGUCAAGAAAUGGUUGCUGCCUGUCUUUUUAUGCUUUCCUAGUGUUUUUGUUGAUCGUAGCUGAGUUGGCUGUUGCAGCUUUCAUAUUCUUUGACCAUAGCUGGAAGGAACUUAUCCCUGAUGAUAAAACUGGGAACUUUGAUGGAAUAUAUGAUUUCUUGGAUAGUAACUGGAAGAUAGCUAAGUGGGUUGCUCUUGGAGCUGUCAUUUUCGAGGGUUUUGUAUUUGUGUUAGCUCUUAUAGUAAGAUCUGCAAACAGACCAGCUGAAUACGACAGUGAUGACGAGCUUAUUGCUCCAAGAUCUACCAUCCGACAGCCAUUAGUGAAUCGGCAAGGAGCCGCAGCAAGUGGAGCACCUGUGCUUGGCAGUCUUGACCACCGUCCAAGCAGAAAUGAUGCCUGGAGCCAAAGAAUGAGAGAAAAAUAUGGUCUCGAUACUUCUGAGUUUACAUACAACCCAUCAGACCCAAACAGAUACCAACAAGCCACUGCAUCACAGACAGAAGAAAAGGGCCGCUGUACCAUUUUGUGACCAUCGCAGCUGUAUCAUUAUACGACUGUUCUUCUUCUGGGUGAACUUUUUUGAUGCACAGUGUCCAAGUCACAUCUCUUCUAUGUGAAGCUUUUAAGAGUUUUCCCUGUU
Molecule: messenger RNA, 1133 nt
Organism: Zingiber officinale
Lineage: Eukaryota; Viridiplantae; Streptophyta; Magnoliopsida; Zingiberales; Zingiberaceae
Product: tobamovirus multiplication protein 2A-like
Exons: 7
Coding region: 171-1022 (283 amino acids)
Cellular component (GO): membrane
Source: RefSeq, a predicted model, not a curated record